UUGUGCGGUCGGAAAAACAAAGGGAUCAGAAAAACGAUGGGUUCUCGGGCGACGUACUGUGGAUCAAAGUAACUGGCCACCGGAUACAGGGGACUUCCCGAAUUCACCGAUUGGUGUUGUGGCCUGCGGAAUGCGUACGUGCAGACGAAAUUCCGAAUGAUGUGUUGUCGUCGCGUGUCCCUGCAUUAGUUAACCGCGUAAACGGUUUGUGGACGGCCAAAAGCUCCACGAACGCAUCGAGAACGUUCCGAAGAACGAGAAAAGGUGGCAUCCUCAGCAUCAGCAUCCUCCACGUUAGAGUUGCCAACGCGAAACGGGACACGUCAACAAACGGCGCUCGGCGGCCGCCUUGGCGGUAGGGACCGGGUAAAGUUCAGAGGUGUCUCCCGUGGCCGGUCGCGACCCGAGCAGAUUAAGGAAGUGGUCGAAUCGGUGAAAGUUGCUCCGCCGGUUGCGGCACCCAAAACUACGGAUUUGCGGAACAAUCGGCUGCGUGUUGUGCAUCGAUCUUCGAUUUUGGACCGAGCACUGACGUGGGGGGGGGGGGUCGUGCCGUGCCACGAUCACGAAGCACUCCACUCCUCCCUUCUUUCGCCCGGUCUGGCCACAACAAGCUGCACAGCGAACCAGUCCAGCAACACACCAACACACACCGCGCCCAGUCUGGGGGCCACCGCGAGAUACGCAUUCCCCUCACAAAAGCGAGACAAACGAGCGUGCCAGAGCCGGGUGCGAGCGAGAGAGCGAAAGUGAGAGGGAGGACCGCAUUCGUUGGGCACGAUCCCACCACCACGGACACGACCGGUGGGCGCCAACAAUAAACCUCUGUGGCCCACCGAGCGCACGGUUCAGUCUUCAGCGUUUCGUUUCCGCGGAAACAACAACAGCACCACCAGUUCUCCACCGGAGCUCCAGCCCCCGCUCUUCCGUCGGCCACCGAAAGCGUGCCUGUGUGUGCGCGUAGUCUGGUUUCCGCGUGCGUGACCCCCCAGUGCCCGUUCGUGCGUUCGUCGGGUGUUUCGUGCCUGUGCUCCGUUGCUGUGUUUUGUUGUGAGUCUCGAAGGAAGCGCGAAGUUCGUGCACGGAGGAAAGGAAAAUGUGUGGCAUCUUUGCGUACCUCAACUUCCUCACGCCCAAGUCGCGGCGCGAGGUGCUGGAGCUGUUGCUGAACGGCCUGAAGCGGCUUGAGUACCGUGGCUACGAUUCGGCGGGUGUGGCCGUCGACGGGAUGACGCCGGACGCCGGCAUCCUGAUGUUCAAGCGCACCGGCAAGGUGAAGGUGCUGGAGGAAGCGAUCCACGCGGCGGCCCGGGAGACGGAGUUCGGCGAGGCGUGCGCCACGCACGUCGGGAUCGCGCACACCCGCUGGGCGACGCACGGGGCCCCGAGCGAGCUCAACUCGCACCCGCAGCGCAGCGACGACGGGAACGCGUUCGUCGUGGUGCACAACGGCAUCGUCACCAACUAUAAGGACAUCAAGAAGUUCCUCGAGCUGCGCGGGUACGCGUUCGAGUCCGACACCGACACGGAAGCGAUCGCCAAGCUGGUGCACCACCUGUGGAAGCAGCACCCGAACUACUCGUUCCGCGAGCUGGUCGAGCAGGUGAUCCAGCAGCUGGAGGGCGCGUUCGCGCUCGCCUUCAAGUCGAAACACUUCCCGGGCGAGUGCGUGGUGACGCGCCGCGGCUCCCCGCUGCUGGUGGGCAUCAAGGCGAAGACGAGCCUCGCCACCAACCACGUGCCGAUCCUGUACGGGAAGGGCCCCCGGCACGGCUCGGUCGGAAACGUGCAGGUGGAGCCGCCGACUCCGGACAACACGGCCGACUUCAUCAACCCGGGCGAGGAGGUGGAGUACUUUUUCGCGUCGGACGCGUCGGCCGUGAUCGAGCACACGAACCGGGUCAUCUACCUGGAGGACGACGACGUGGCGGCGGUGAAGGACGGGGCGCUCGGCAUCCACCGGCUGAAGAAGAGCCUGGACGAUCCGCACGCGCGCGAGAUCACCACGCUCAAGAUGGAGAUCCAGCAGAUCAUGAAGGGCAACUAUCGGUACUUUAUGCAGAAGGAAAUCUUCGAGCAGCCGGAAUCGGUGGUCAACACGAUGCGCGGCCGGGUGAACUUCGAGAGCAAGAAGGUGACGCUCGGGGGCAUCAAGGACUACAUUCCGGAGAUCAAGCGCUGCCGGCGGCUGAUGCUGAUCGCGUGCGGCACCUCGUACCACAGUGCCGUGGCGACGCGCCAGCUGCUCGAGGAGCUGACGGAGCUCCCGGUGAUGGUGGAGCUGGCGUCGGACUUCCUCGACCGGAACACGCCCAUCUACCGGGACGACGUGUGCUUCUUUAUCUCGCAGUCGGGCGAAACGGCCGACACGCUGAUGGCGCUGCGGUACUGCAAGCAGCGCGGGGCCCUGAUCGUCGGCAUCACCAACACGGUCGGCAGCUCGAUCUGCCGCGAGUCGCACUGCGGGGUGCACGUGAACGCGGGCCCCGAGAUCGGUGUCGCGUCGACCAAGGCGUACACCUCGCAGUUCAUUUCGCUCGUCAUGUUUGCGCUGGUCAUGAGCGAGGAUCGGCUUUCGCUCCAGUCGCGCCGCCUCGAGAUCAUCGAGGGGCUCGGCAUGCUCGAUACGCACAUCAAGCAGGUGCUCCAGCUCGACCAGAAGGUGCUGGAGAUUGCGCAGGAUCUGUACCAGCAGAAGUCGCUGCUGAUCAUGGGCCGCGGCUACAACUUUGCCACCUGCAUGGAGGGUGCGCUGAAGGUGAAGGAACUGACGUACAUGCACAGCGAGGGCAUCAUGGCGGGCGAGCUGAAACACGGACCGCUGGCCCUCGUCGACGACACGAUGCCGAUCGUGAUGAUCAUCAUGCGCGACCCGGUGCACCAGAAGUGCAUGAACGCGCUCCAGCAGGUGACGGCGCGCGAGGGCCGCCCGAUCAUCAUCUGCGAGGAGGGCGACCAGGAGACGAACGCGUUCGCGUCGAAGGCGCUCGAGAUUCCGCGCACCGUCGACUGUCUGCAGGGCGUACUGACCGUCAUCCCGAUGCAGCUGCUCUCCUACCACAUCGCGGUGCUCCGUGGCUGCAACGUCGACUGUCCGCGGAAUCUCGCCAAAUCCGUCACGGUCGAGUAGAGGAGUCGAGUCGCAGGGGACCUUUGUUAAGUUUUAUCCCUUCCCCCGGACGCUUGGCCCACCAAUUCGAGGCCAAUCACUAACCCUUUUAUCCGCGCGAUCCCGCUUUUCGAACGAAACGCUGUCGCUUUCCCUGCCUGCCGACGAGCGAGAUAAAAGCUUCCAUUUCUUUUUAUCUCAUUAGAUGUUUACUUAAUGGAGUUGAGAAUGUAAUCAAAAGCGAACAUGUUCGAACUUUUCGAACCGGUUGCCGAAAGGCAAGCAAAGUGCCGAGGAUCGAGAGACCAUGGCGCAGAUCCAGGAUGCGAACGCGGCUACAUCACUUGAAAGAUCGCUAAGUUAGUUCUAGGCUAUUGCUUAUAUUGUACCCGAUUUUUGCUUUUACUUCCGCCGGUCCGAGGGUUGGUCCACUUGUAUGAACCAGAGCUGUGCAAUAGAGGGAGGGUCCAUUCAGUGUUUCGGGACGGUGAGACGGUCGUCAUCUGUGAAGCGUCACCGCAUAUUGUUGUCAGCAUUGUCCACGUCCGCAAAAGUGCCGUCAGCAGCCAAGGUGUAAAAUUUGCACCAAUGUGCCCGUGUGUGUUUGUGUGUAGGUCCGAAGAUUGGUCCGAUCCCAAUCGACGUUGUUAAGCGGCACCACCACCACCGCCGCGCUGCAUCACCAGUCAUUGUCGUUCGCCGUCGUUAUCACCACUAUCAUCACUCUCCGCAUCGUCAUCAGCGUGUUCAUUAUCAUCGCACACAUACACGCGCCGCACACAGGGCUCAGCAUACGCAAUCGGUCAAAAUAUUGUUUCGCGGACGCUUCUAAAACCGCGACCGAUCAAUCGAUCUACACGAAGUGGGGCCGAUCGUUUGUUACAUUUAGAUGAUUUCUUUGCUCUCGUAGUCUGCUGCUGUUUCGGUAGGAUACUUUGCGAUCGGUUUUCGGUAAACGGUAAUGAUCACCACUAAAUUUAAGCCAAAAAUUGUACAACAAAAAAAAACCUAAAAGAAACCGGCGCACGUGGCGCUGCUGUUUGGGCACGAGUGAAUGUGGUAACGAUGCUGGACGCCGCUCCCGUGUAAGAGGAGCUUGCAGUCGCGAUCGCGUGCCGAUCGCGUUAAGCAGCAUAUUUCGCGGGCCACAACGGGCUGAAGCCCGGAAGAAAUUAUAUCUGUAUAUGUGAAUAAAGUAUUAGUGCUUUCUUUUUAUUGAUA
Anopheles bellator is the source of this 4330-nucleotide messenger RNA. RefSeq names its product glutamine--fructose-6-phosphate aminotransferase [isomerizing] 2-like. Bases 1097 to 3130 code for a protein of 677 amino acids. Gene Ontology annotation, biological process: fructose 6-phosphate metabolic process; carbohydrate derivative biosynthetic process; protein N-linked glycosylation. The transcript has a single exon. Lineage: Eukaryota; Metazoa; Arthropoda; Insecta; Diptera; Culicidae. The record is from RefSeq and is a predicted model, not a curated record. Gene Ontology annotation, molecular function: carbohydrate derivative binding; L-glutamine:D-fructose-6-phosphate transaminase (isomerizing) activity.